Messenger RNA from Abrus precatorius (Indian licorice), 4176 nucleotides. RefSeq names its product tyrosine-sulfated glycopeptide receptor 1-like. Gene Ontology annotation, molecular function: ATP binding; protein kinase activity; protein binding. The coding region runs from base 420 to 3701 and encodes 1093 amino acids. The transcript has a single exon. Gene Ontology annotation, biological process: protein phosphorylation. NCBI's taxonomy places the organism in Eukaryota, Viridiplantae, Streptophyta, Magnoliopsida, Fabales, Fabaceae. The record is from RefSeq and is a predicted model, not a curated record.
CAUAUUGAGAAAGAAUAUCCCCUGAUCUCAUCUCAUGGGACAGCAAUAGAUCUUUGUUUGACGAGUUUAUUAUGAUUAUCUGUUCCACUUGCACACGUUAUGUAUUGCAUUACUUGUCAAUUAUGAUGAUGAUCAUAGACAAAUUCCACUGAGGCACUACCGGCCGCCCCUCACAACACAAAAGUAAACGCUGAAUAGAAAUUAUUUUUAAUGGAAAGGAAUAGCAAUAACAAUAGGAAUAGCAUACUUGUCCUUUUAUAUAUCCCCAGUUGUCAACGUCACGCCACUUCCUCGCUUCUUACCUUCACUUUGCUGGGACAUGGUCAAUGGCUGGUCGCUGCUAUGCAAUCCCCAACACCCAAAACCAUAUUCCCCCAAUCUCUAUUCUUCUUCCUCAACAUUCUUCUCAUUGAACCUUCAUGGAUCCUAAAGACUCCAUUUUUCCCUUCUGGGGAUCCGUACGGGGAACUCCCAGUUCCAGACAAUUACCAACAAGUCUAAUCCCAUCAUUAUCUUCCAUGUACAUGGUCCUUGUCACAACACUGUUGCUUCUGUCAUGGCUCCUUGUUCUUGUUGAAGCCUCCUCGUGUAACCAACAAGACAGAGACUCGCUAUUGGCCUUCUCCGCGAACAUAUCCACGCCUUCUCCUCUCAAUUGGUCUGCUUCUGUUGAUUGCUGCACGUGGGAAGGCAUUGCUUGUGAUGGGGAUCUCAGAGUCAUCCAUCUAUUGCUACCAUCCAGAGCCCUCAGUGGCUUCAUCUUCCCAUCUCUCACAAACCUCACUGCUCUCUCUCAGCUCAAUCUCUCCCAUAACAGCUUAUCUGGUAAUCUCCCAGACCGAUUUUUCUCUCUUCUUAAUCACCUGCAGAUUCUUGAUUUGAGCUACAAUCGUCUCUCCGGUGAAUUGCCACCCUUUGUUGCUGAUAUCAGUAGCAAUACUAUCGUGGAGCUCGAUUUGUCUAGUAAUUUAUUCCACGGAACACUCCCACCUUCUCUUCUUCAGCAGCUAACGGGAGGGACUUUGACAUCGUUUAAUGUUAGUAACAAUAGCUUCACGGGUCAAAUUCCCACUUCUCUCCUAUGCAGUAACCACAAUAACUCCUCCUCUAUCAGAUUCAUGGAUUAUUCCUCCAACCAUUUUGAUGGCAUGAUUCAGCCUGGACUCGGAGCAUGUUCAAAACUGGAGAAAUUUCGAGCAGGUUCCAAUCUACUAUCUGGGCCUCUUCCUGCUGAUAUUUUUAAUGCUGUUGCUCUCACCGAAAUCUCUUUGCCCCUCAAUAAACUCAGUGGAACCAUUGGUGAGGGAAUUGUUAACCUUACCAACCUCACACUGUUGGAGCUCUACUCCAAUAAUUUCACGGGCCCCAUUCCCCAGGAUAUUGGGAAGCUCUCCAAAUUGGAAAGGUUACUUCUUCAUGCCAACAAUCUAACUGGUACUCUGCCCCCAUCUCUAAUGAACUGUACCAAUCUUGUCAUGUUGGAUGUAAGGCUCAACUCCUUGGAGGGACAGCUCUCAGCAUUGAAUUUCUCCAGACUCCAGAGUCUCACAACACUUGACCUUGGCAACAAUAGUUUUACGGGUAUUUUGCCACCAACACUUUAUGCCUGUAAAUCACUUAAAGCAGUAAGGUUAGCAUCUAAUCAGAUUGAGGGACAGAUCUCACCUGACAUACUUAGACUUCAGUCUCUGGCUUUCCUAUCAGUUUCUACCAACAACCUGAGUAAUGUCACUGGGGCUCUCACGCUACUCAUGGGGCUCAAGAACCUUAGUACCCUUAUGCUCUCCCAGAAUUUUUUCAAUGAAAUGAUGCCUGAUGAUGUAAACAUCACACACCCAGAUGGAUUCCAAAAGAUCCAAGUUCUUGGCUUGGGUGGUUGUAACUUCACGGGCCAAAUACCACACUGGCUCGUUAAUCUGAAGAAGCUUGAGGUUUUGGAUUUGUCCUAUAAUCAAAUUUCCGGUUCAAUUCCUACUUGGUUGUACACACUUCCUGAACUUUUCUACAUAGACUUGUCUUUUAACCACCUCACAGGAAUAUUUCCAACAGAGUUCACAAGGCUUCCAGCACUGACAUCACAACGAACAUAUGAUGGUGUAGAAAGGACUUACCUGGAGUUACCCCUCUUUGCUAAUGCCAACAAUGUUUCUCAGAUGCAAUAUAAUCAGAUUUCUAACCUACCACCAGCAAUAUAUCUGGGAAACAAUAGCCUAAAUGGCAGUAUUCCCAAAGAAAUUGGCCAACUGAAAGUCCUUCAUCAGCUGGACCUUAGUUACAACCAAUUCUCUGGCAUUAUUCCAGACGAAAUUUCCAACUUGAUUAACUUAGAGAAGCUAUAUCUAGCUGGAAACCAACUAUCUGGUGAAAUUCCUGCUUCACUCAAAAGCUUGCAUUUUUUGUCUGUUUUCAGUGUAGCAUUCAAUGAUCUUCAAGGACCGAUACCAACUGGUAAUCAAUUUGAUACUUUUCCUCCUUCAAGCUUUGAAGGAAACCCACAGUUGUGUGGUUCAGCUGUUCAGCGCUCCUGUCUUCCUCAGCAAGGUACUAUUGCAGGUGGUCAUCGCUCAAACAAAAAAUUGAUAGUUGGAUUUGUCAUUGCAGCCUGUUUUGGCACUGUUUCUUUCAUUUCGGUGUUGAUAGUGUGGAUAAUAUCCAAGAGGAGGAUCAAUCCAGGAGGAGACACCGACAAGAUUGAACUAGAAUCAAUUCCUGGCAACUCUAACAGUGGGGUUCAUCCUGAGGUUGACAAGGAGGCUAGCCUAGUGGUAUUGUUCCCUAAUAAAACAAAUGAAAUCAAGGAUCUUACCAUAUUGGAAAUAUUAAAAGCCACAGAAAAUUUCAGUCAGGCAAACAUAAUAGGAUGUGGGGGUUUUGGUUUGGUUUAUAAAGCAACAUUACCAAAUGGAACUACUCUAGCUAUCAAGAAACUUUCCGGAGAUUUGGGUCUAAUGGAAAGGGAAUUUAAAGCAGAGGUAGAGGCUUUGUCGACAGCACAGCAUGACAAUCUGGUUGCAUUGCAAGGCUAUUGUGUGCAUGAGGGCUUUCGACUUCUGAUAUAUACUUACAUGGAAAAUGGAAGCCUGGAUUACUGGUUGCAUGAAAAGGCUGAUGGUCCAUCUCAACUUGAUUGGCCUACUCGACUGAAGAUUGCACAAGGUGCUAGCUGUGGACUGGCUUACAUGCAUCAGAUAUGCGAACCACAUAUAGUGCAUCGUGAUAUAAAGUCAAGUAAUAUACUUCUUGAUGAUAAGUUUGAAGCACAUGUUGCUGAUUUUGGAUUGGCCCGAUUGAUUCUUCCUUAUCAUACUCAUGUUACAACUGAACUAGUAGGUACAUUAGGUUACAUUCCCCCAGAGUAUGGACAAGCAUGGGUGGCAACUCUGAGAGGAGAUAUCUACAGCUUUGGGGUUGUCAUGCUUGAGCUGCUUACUGGGAGGAGGCCAGUCGAUGUAAGCAAGCCAAAAAUGUCAAGAGAGUUGGUUGUCUGGGUUCAACAUAUGAGGAGUGAAGGAAAACAAGAUCAAGUAUUUGAUCCUCUUCUGAGAGGGCAAGGUUUUGAAGAACAGAUGCUGCAGGUACUUGAUGUAGCCUGCAUGUGUGUCAGCCAGAAUCCUUUCAAGAGACCAAGCAUCAGAGAAGUUGUUGAAUGGCUGCAGAACGUAGGAUCAUCCAACCUGCAAAUGAAUAAAGACUACAUAUAAAUGUUUGUUCUUGACAAAUAUUGACAAUAGAUAUGUAUACUUGUGCAAAAAAUUUUGCAUUUCAAUCUAUACAGAAUAAUUUACCACUGUAAAUGAUGACUCUCCCUUUCAGAUUUAGAGUUAGUAGCAAGAUUUUAAUAAUGAUUUCAUGUGAUCAUCUUCUUUUCUAUGAAUUAGCAUCAUUGCUUAUGCAGAAACUACAACUUCAUGCAACAACUGUUUCUCUUAAUUCUCUCCGACGAAUACAGCAUCCCGAACAACUCAAGUCUUUUGUCAUGCGGCUUAAAUCAUUCUAUUUCUUCUUUUCAACUUAAUGUUCCAGUGCUGCGAUUUACUGAAUUUAGUUUGUUAUCAUUCACUUUAUUAAAUGUUAGACCCUCUUUAUUUAACAGAAUAUUGUAGUUUCAGUAGAUGACAAAAACCAUGCCAAUUUAAAUUUAUGUUCCAGGCCAUCCAGGAAAAGAGCAUUUGUUUG